AUGUCAACACCUACUACGGCCACGGCCACGCUUCCACACUACCACCAUCCUCACCAUUAUCCUCAAUCUUACGCACAUUCGCACUCGCAUCAUCAGCCGUACCAGCCAAACCCCAGCGCUUCCUAUCGUUCGACUGCUUCGAAUCAGAAUAUUCUGCCUCCUCCGGUCUCUUCAGCUGUCUCGCCCUCCCACAGUGCCAUUCUGCCUCCUCCGUACCAACUUUCGCCUUUGGCAUACUCUUCCACGGCAUCGAAUGGCAUAGGCCUGACGCACUCGUCAACCUCUCGCUCUGCACAUCACGCCCAGGAACCCAGCCCGCGACACGACGCGGGUUAUUCAACCGCAACCAUGCCUGAGACUGCUCCUGCUUCUCACGCGGAGCCUUCGAGAAAGCGUCGCCGUUCCCGCGAACCCGAUUGGAAUACUUUUUAUAAAAACGGCCUUCCCAAGGAAAUCAUUGUUAUUGAUGAUACGCCUGAGCCUGAAGCGAAUACCAGCCGGAAAAUUACAAACAGCACUGUUGUCGCGCCCAACGACACCACGAACCGCCUGGCGGCCAAGAAGAGGAGACAAAACGAAGAGACUGGCACUGUACAGGCCUCGGGCUACCACAUCAAAUACCUCGAAUCAAAAAACAAUACCCCGGUGCAGAUUACAACACCCGCUGGCUCCUCCAAUUCGAGUAGUGAUCGUACCAAUUCUGGUGUCAAUACCACGGCCCCAACUUCACUCUCGUCCAAUGGUCAAUAUGAGGACGCCGCGGCUCCCCUUAAGCGAAAGCGCACCCGCCAGCAGGUGGCUAACGAGGCCAAGCGUCGCGACGUUGAUGGCCUUGGAGAUAUCUUCACAUACAAGCCUCCACCUUACCCUCCCAAGAAGGCUGGUGAGGUAAAUGUUCAGGUUAUCCAUGACCGACAUUACAACAAGAACGUCAAGGUUGAUGACGACGAUGGUCAUUACAUUGUUAUUCCUGAAGCCGAGCUCACAGAUAAAUCUGUGGCCGUCAAAAUCAUUCGGUCAGUCCAGAAAUACAGGGAUGCCUCCAGAAUUGAACUUCGCGUUCUUGAGACCCUCAAACGAAACGACGAGGAGAACCGUAACCGAUGCAUCCACCUCCGAGACUGUUUUGAUUACCGCGGCCACAUCUGUAUCGUCAUGGACUUGCUUGACCAAAGUGUCUUUGACUUUCUCAAGGGCAACGGCUUUGUUCCGUUCCCUAACAGCCAGAUUCAAAGCUUCGCGCGCCAACUCUUCACCAGCGUUGCCUAUUUGAAGCCUGAGAACAUCUUGCUCUGCGACCACGCUUAUCAAACCUUUACCUAUAACCGCAAGAUCCCAUCUUCUUCUACCACCAUUAACCGCCAGGCCACACAACGCCGUGUGCUACUCGACACUGAGAUUCGGUUAAUCGAUUUUGGCUCUGCUACCUUUCAAGACGAGUACCACUCCUCGGUGCUUGACUAUCCUACGCCCGAAACAACUCGUGGCUCCCGUCGGUUUGUCAAGGCCAUGAAGCACCUCGAUCACAUUAUUCCUGGAAAUAACCCUUUCCUCAAGAACUUUGUCGAUCUGCUUCAGAAGAUCUUUGUGUAUGAUCCUGCUCACCGCAUCACUGCGAAGCAGGCUCUGCAACAUCCUUGGCUCAAAGAGACGGCUCAGCCCGAUGAUGGUACCGAGGCUGCUAAGAUCCGCCAGGAGAGGAUACGGUCAGAGCAACGGAACCAAUAUGUCCGAAGUUGA
Messenger RNA from Fusarium graminearum PH-1, 1740 nucleotides. RefSeq lists its product as uncharacterized. Gene Ontology annotation, molecular function: protein kinase activity; ATP binding. Gene Ontology annotation, biological process: protein phosphorylation. The record is from RefSeq and is a predicted model, not a curated record. Lineage: Eukaryota; Fungi; Ascomycota; Sordariomycetes; Hypocreales; Nectriaceae. The transcript is spliced from 6 exons. Gene Ontology annotation, cellular component: nucleus. Bases 1 to 1740 code for a protein of 579 amino acids.